GCAGUGUGGGUUGACUGAACACAUUGGUCGGCUGUUUGAGUGUAUGGGACUUGUAAAUGUUUUACUGAAUAUCACAUCAUAGUGACAGUACGAAAGGCAGACAUUUUAUAUACUGUACACCAUUAUCUACAGAAACUACCAUACUCUAAGCCAACAUGGUUGAGCUAGCGUCUAUUCUGGGUCUUGGUUUGGUUGCUGCAUUGACGUAUGCAGUCUGUGUCUUGGUGCGUCAUGUUCAAUCGCAGCGCAGAAUUCGAGGAAUUUUAAUAAAACACUGGCCGGGACUUCCAGACCACUGGCUUUACGGAAAUCUUCACCAGCACCCGUUGGGAGACUCAAAGGUUCGAGCAGACGGUUCAGAGGAAGGGUUGAGAUUUUCGAGGGAAAUGGCUGUUAAAUUCCCGCGUGGUUUCCGCUGGUUUCAUGGACCUCUGACUAUGACUGUGAUGGCCAACCAUCCUGAUAUAAUGCGGGCAGUUAUGAAGGGAAGAGAUCCUAAGCCUACUAAGGCACUCGGGUCUGGCUACCGUUUUCUUCUGCCUUGGCUGGGGUAUGGUCUGCUUCUUGCUAGUGGAGAUACCUGGUUUCGCAAUCGCCGCCUCAUUACCCACGCAUUCCACUUUGAUAUCCUCAAGACCUACAUGACAAUCUACAACAAAGCUACCGACAUCUUGCUGAACAAGAUGAGUGGAUGUGCAGCAAGUGGUGAAAGUUUUGUGGUGACAAAGAACGUCAGUCUGUGUACGUUGGAUAUCUUGCUCAAGUGCGCUUUUUCUUAUGAAUCCGGCUGCCAAAUAAGCGGAGACAGUCACCCGUAUGUUACUGCGGUGAAUGCAAUUGCUCUUGCCAGCAGAGAUCGAGUAUUCAAUCCUCUUCUUCAUCCAGAUUUCAUAUUUCAUAGGACUGCAGCUGGGAAAACAUUUCUCAAAAAUGUAGACUUUGUGCACGAGAUCGCCGAUAAGGUGAUCAAAGAACGGCGAGACAAACUGAGAGAGAAAGAGACGGAUUCUGAGCCCGUGAAAUCUAAAGACCAGCCCCUGGAUUUCUUGGGCAUCUUGCUGGCUGCUCGAGACGAAGACGGCAAGGGACUGACGGAUCUAGAGAUCCGUAACGAGGUGGACACUUUUCUCUUCGAGGGUCACGACACCACGGCCAGCAGCCUGACCUGGAUGCUGUAUGCCAUGGCAACCAACCCUGAACAUCAGAGGAAAGUCCAGGGGGAAAUUGAUGAAGUGAUGGAAGGCAGGGAAUCAGAGGAAAUUCAAUGGGAGGACCUUGGCAAGUUCAACUACUUGAUUCUGUGUCUCAAGGAGGCCAUGCGACUCUACCCUCCAGUACCAAUGAUCCAGCGUAUUGUUGCAGAGAAAGACAUCAUGGUCCACGACAGGCUGAUUCCUAAAGGCGCGUUGAUAAAUAUGAACAUCUACGCUCUCCACCACAAUCCAGAGAUUUGGCCGAAUUGCAUGGAGUUCAUACCAGAUCGUUUCGCACCGGAAAAUAUCAAGAAUAUGGAUCCCUUCGCUUACUUGCCAUUUUCGGCAGGUCCAAGGAACUGCAUUGGACAGAACUUUGCCCUGAAUGAGGAGAAGGUGAUACUAGCACGAGUUCUGAGAAGAUUUCACAUCGAGUUGGAUCCCGACCACAAAGUGACCGCCAGAUUGCAGUUGGUUUACAAGGCAACCAACGACAUCAAGCUUAAACUGAAACCUAGGUUUUAA
Patiria miniata (bat star) is the source of this 1718-nucleotide messenger RNA. RefSeq names its product cytochrome P450 4F2-like. The transcript is spliced from 10 exons. The coding region runs from base 156 to 1718 and encodes 520 amino acids. The record is from RefSeq and is a predicted model, not a curated record. Gene Ontology annotation, molecular function: heme binding; monooxygenase activity; oxidoreductase activity, acting on paired donors, with incorporation or reduction of molecular oxygen. NCBI's taxonomy places the organism in Eukaryota, Metazoa, Echinodermata, Asteroidea, Valvatida, Asterinidae.